Hippocampus zosterae (dwarf seahorse) is the source of this 1615-nucleotide messenger RNA. RefSeq names its product endothelin 1 (gene edn1). Lineage: Eukaryota; Metazoa; Chordata; Actinopteri; Syngnathiformes; Syngnathidae. Gene Ontology annotation, cellular component: extracellular region. The transcript has 5 exons. Gene Ontology annotation, molecular function: endothelin B receptor binding; hormone activity. Bases 181 to 747 code for a protein of 188 amino acids. The record is from RefSeq and is a predicted model, not a curated record. Gene Ontology annotation, biological process: intracellular calcium ion homeostasis; regulation of systemic arterial blood pressure by endothelin; vein smooth muscle contraction.
AGCCGAGAGUGAACAUGUGCGGCCACAUUCACGAGCAACAACACAAACUGUUGUGCUCACCUCUCAAGGCGCUCGCUGACACUUUGAUUCAGAGGACGGGCACUCGUUAACAUUUGUUUCCUAACUUUUUUCUUACUGUUGGAUUAUUCCUAUUUUUUUAAACGUCUUUCAACCGGUGGAAUGGAUAUUUACAUUUUACUUUCCGUGUUGUCUGUUUUGCACUCCUGGGUUUUAAGCACAGCGUUCUCUGCGCCCGCUGAAGCGUCACCCACCGUCAGCCAAACGCGCCAUGUGCGCAAGAAGCGCUGCUCGUGCGCGACUUUCAUGGACAAGGAGUGCGUCUAUUUCUGCCAUUUGGACAUCAUAUGGGUCAACACUCCUGAGCGCAUAGUCUCUUAUGGCUUAGGCAAUGCCCCCAGGAAGAGACGUUCGGUCCAGGUCGCCCCGGCAACCGAGAGCAGUGGCUCCAGAUGCCAGUGCCUGCAUCGGGGAGACCUCACCUGCUCUAACUUCUGCCAGAGGCGCGACAACACCAACCUCAGGGAUGAGACAUCAGCAAAGACUGAGAUCCACUCCGCUGAGAGCCCUGAACUGGCGACUGACAGCAGCAUGAUGAAGAGGAUGAAAAUUCAAAGAAGGGCGACGCCUCCUUGGCUCAGAGCCGCGAACAAAACGCAGCAGCUUCUGAAGACGUGGACGAGGAGCCACCGGGCGAGAACGCGGCAGGCUGAGCGGACGACCGCCUAAAGAUGGCCCGUUCUACUUUCAAGCCAGAAGAGGAAGCCGAAAAGCUUUCGUAACCUUUACCAUUGCGCGGAGUACCUCAGGGAUGUGAUGUGGAGCCCUUCCAAGGCCGACGACCACCUUAACGUUGGCGACGUGAGCGCCUACAUCUUGAUUGCAUCCCAAGCAGAGCGGGGACAUAGAGACAAGGAGCUGAGAUCGCAAAAGAUAAGCUGAAGACAAGAACUUUUUUUUAAGUCAAACUACAUCAUCACCUGUAUGCACUCCAAAUAGAACUUUAAGAAUAAUUUCUAUAUAUACAUUUUUUUAAACAUAAGACACACACUGCCAUCUAUGGCUUAUUAUAAUUCCCAAAAACUUGGAUGCCAAGUCAUGAACAAGCCAGUUUGGCUGAACCACUUCCUGUUUAUGUCAAGACUCUACACUGAGACCAAAAAAAAUUUUUUUUUGUUGAAUUUCCAGAAUUUUAUUUUGUGGCUGCAUGAAAAAAAAAAUCAUCCGGAUCCAGAUACAAUUUUUAUGUAGACGAUACAUCUACUGAAAAAAAUGUAUCCAUACCCAGAUGAAUUUAUUUGUGUAGCCACUUGCCAAAAUAAAAGUAAAUAAAUUCAAAAAAAAAAAAUCAGUGUGUCCCGUUAUGCAGUUCUCCAGCUCAUGGGAAUUAUCAUAUAAUGGUUCUCCCUGAAAAAAAGUAUUUUGUUCCUUAAUGUGUUCGGUCUUAUAUUUUGUCAUAUUUAUUUGCAUAUUUUGACUUUGUUCGACAACCACAUUGGUGAUACGAUAGGUGUGUCAUUUCUAUGAAAUGUUUCAACAUCAGCAAGCCAAAUUUCUGGCAAAAUAUUUGAAUAAAUCUGAACAUGUUUAUUUAAAA